This is a messenger RNA of Pangasianodon hypophthalmus (striped catfish), 4592 nucleotides long. RefSeq lists its product as uncharacterized. Gene Ontology annotation, molecular function: protein binding; oxidoreductase activity, acting on single donors with incorporation of molecular oxygen, incorporation of two atoms of oxygen; iron ion binding. Gene Ontology annotation, biological process: lipid oxidation; linoleic acid metabolic process. Bases 1157 to 3157 code for a protein of 666 amino acids. NCBI's taxonomy places the organism in Eukaryota, Metazoa, Chordata, Actinopteri, Siluriformes, Pangasiidae. The transcript is spliced from 16 exons. The record is from RefSeq and is a predicted model, not a curated record.
CUGAUCUGGAGUCAGACGCGCUACCGUUGCGCCACGAGGUCCUCGGGAGUUUCGCUUUCACAUCCCUAUCUGAACUUGUACUGCAGUAUAUGAUCGUUGGUGAACUGUUAUUAACUAUCAGAGGCACAGUUAGCACAUCGACCGUCUCAAAAUUGCUCGGUAAAUCUUCUGACGUUUCAUGAGUCCAACGCAAUUUGGUUUUCACUGAGAGGGAUAAAAGGUCAAACAAAACGCCUAAAUCAUGGACGCGGUGAACAAUGGCGUCGUGGUCUGUGUGUUGCGCACCUGCGCUGUGACAUUGUACAGUGUAAGUGUUUUGGUGAUUUUCACCGUCGCGUCGAGAGAUCAGGCGCCAUGCAAACACACACACACACACACACACACAGUCGCUCUCUCUUUCUCUCAGUUCGGCAGAAUGUUAUAAUGCUGCCUUUAUGUGCUAUCGGAAUCAUCCUUCUUCCCACUUCUGCAGUGGUCAUUACGAGUAUGUCAUGUUCAUAUGCUUUGUUGUCGGAAAUAACAUGAAACAUGGACGACGCCAGGUUCAUUCAUUCAAAAUUAUCUCCGAGUUUCCCAGUAGUAAUAACGACUUGAGGGGUCAUUCAUGUACCACUUCCUAGUGGGAAACUCGUAUUUACGAUAAUUACGGUAACACGUGAAGGCAGCAUAAAUCACAAAGCAGAUAGCAGUACAGGUAGAUUUAACUAAAUGUUAUACAAAGAAUGCACAUAUAUAUCUGCAUCUGUGUAUAAACAAAACAAACACAAUAAACAAAAACAUAACAAGCAAACAACAAAAAAACUGACUGGUAAGUAUUUGAGCAAAUAGUGCAUAUUGAUGAUAUGAUCCGAACCUUUUCCAAAAUUUUAGCGUUCCUUUUUGUACAGUAAUCAUUUGGUAUCAGUAUUUUUCAGGCACCUACAUUUACAAGUAGCUUCGCGGGGUUGACAGGUUUCCCUGGUGGUCUAGUGGUUAGGAUUCGGCGCUCUCACCGCCGCGGCCCGGGUUCGAUUCCCGGUCAGGGAAGGCGGCAUUAAGCUUGUGAACAACCCACACACUCUGCAUAACUGUACAUCGACACAGCACACUGAACAUCGGCACUGUGCACACACAGACAAGUUUAUGUGAUUAGUACACUUCAUGUGAAAUCAGGCAAAUGGAGGGCAUUUACGUGACAGUCCGAACAUCAUUAGCCCCUCUCUCAGGAUCAUACAACAUUCUGUGGGUCUCUCUGAUCGGUUCUCAGUGUGAGUGUCCACCAGUUAGGCCUUUUACAGAUGCACAGUGUCUCCUUCCUGGUUCGAGCUGUACUGUUCUGGUCAAGCCGGAUGAGGAAAUAGGCACAGUAGUUCUGGUGCGUUUGCGGCUUGAGGCUCGGCCUGGCUUCCCCAAUCUUGACUGGCACUGUCUGGACGUGCAGCUGAAACUGAGCUCUGAUGCCACAGAAGUGGAGUGCUUUCCCUGCAACAGGUGGAUCAGAACUGCAGAUGGUGAUGUGGAGCUCCGCAGCAAUAGAGUGUGCCUGUUGAAUUGCGAGUCACUGCAGAUACUUCGAGAGCACAGGGCCAGGGAUGUCCAGAAUAAACAAAAACAUAUCAGAUGGAGGACUUUUGUUGAAGGUGGCCUCCGUUGCAUUGACAUGUCCAGUGUGCAGGCCCUGGGUCCCAACUUGGGUUUCACCCGAAAAAGCCCAGGUGUCAAUGUGCACUACCUUAGGGGUUUUAUUGAUAGAGCUGAAUCAUGGAGUAGCAUGAAGGAACUGGAGAUGCUAUUCAUCCACAAUGGAAAAGAUAACACAGUUGCCAAGUAUGUUCAGGCUAACUGGAAAGAGGAUGCCUUUUUUGGUUAUCAGUGUCUGAAUGGAUGUAAUCCUCUAAUCAUCAGACAGAUCCACUGCCUCCCACCUAAUCUAGCUGUCACAUCUACGAUGCUCAAAGAUUUCCUACCAGAGGGUUCUUCUCUGGAGCAGGAGUUAGAGAAAGGAACUAUAUUUCUCCUGGAUUAUGAAGUACUGGAUCAGUUACCUGCCAAUGUUAUCAACGGCAAACAGUCAUACCUGGCUGCUCCACUGUGCCUCCUGCAUUACAACCAACAUGGAGAGCUGAAGCCUAUAGCGAUCCAGCUUCAGAAAACCGCUGGGCCUCAAAAUCCUGUCUUCCUGCCUUCCGACUCUGCACCUGACUGGCUGUUAGCAAAGAUAUGGGUCCGUAACGCAGAUUUCCAGGUUCACCAGUUGCUCUCCCACUUCCUUCGUACUCACAUGGUAGGAGAAGUGUGCUGCAUCGCCACGCUUCGGAAACUGCCAGAAAUACACCCUCUGCAUCAGCUUCUGAUGCCUCAUUUAAAGAAUUCUCUUCAGAUCAAUAUCCAGGCACGAACUUCUCUUCUGAGUGCUAAUGGUGUAUUUGAUAAGGCUAUAGGCUGUGGCAUUAAGGCAAUGCCUCUUCUGCUUGCUCGAGGCACUGACCGACUACGCUACACUUCACUGUGUGUCCCGGAUGACCUGAAAGAGCGAGGACUGGACAAACUGCCCAACUGUUACUAUGCACAGGAUGCUCUGAGGGUGUGGAAUGCACUUUACAGGUUUGUGGCAGGCUGGGUGGAAUUGUAUUACCACAAUGACCAGGAGGUCCAGCACGACUCAGAACUCCAGAGCUGGAUCCAAGAGAUUCACACUGAGGGAUUUCUUGGUUUUACCCACACAGGUUUUCCACAGUCAUUUCAGACCACAGCAGCACUGAGCAAGUACAUCACCAUGGUGAUCUUCACAUGCUCAGCACUGCAUGCGGCUGUCAACUUUUCUCAGGUGGACUUCAACUUAUGGAUGCCAAACUGCCCGGCUUCCAUGUUACGGCCCCCUCCUCAGGUGAAAGGCUCAGUGACAGAAGAAGAGCUUUUGUCAUUCCUCCCUGAUGUAAACAGCACCUGCAGUGUGCUCAUUGUACUGUUCCUACUAUCACAGCCUACUCUUGACUAUGUGCCCUUGUGCCAGUACUGUGAGUGGUACUUCAGCAGCGGCGCCCCUCACAAGCUUGUUGAAAUGGUACAGCAAGACCUGAGGGACAUCGCUCAUGACAUCCUCAAGAGGAACCGCAAACUGGAGCUAGCUUACCCCUACCUCUGCCCAGAUAACAUUGAAAACAGUGUAGCUAUCUAAAAAAAAUGAUUUAAUCAACAUUCAGUACCUAAACAAAACGAAUCACACAAUAAGCAUAAUUAGAUUAUGUUGCUUUUUAAGUUUUUUACAAUACAUCUUUUGAAGGCUUAGUGCAUAGUUUGAAAACUAAUUAAAGAUUUUGGAAAGCUGCAUGAAUCUUGUUAAUUCUGUUUCAGUGCACACAGAUAUGUAACUAAAUUGACUGGUAGUGAAAAAAACAAAACAAAAUAACAUUGGCUGCAUAUAUUUACUGUUUAAAUAUAGCAUAAGAGAUAACACAUAACAGAUAGAUGUGUUUCAGUUUUUUGUGGAUGUCACUCUAAGACACAAGGUAUAAUCAAAAAUAAAGAUACACAGGUUAUCAUCAAAUUAAUUAUUGAAACUUACUUCACCACCUCUGUUGAAAUUACAAUCUUGUGGCCUAUGUGAGCUAAGUUUUAGGCUGGGAAAUCUAAAAAGUAUCCGAAAUUUAAUGAUAAUAUCCAGACCUGUUGUAUGGCAAUAUUGUGAAUCACAGUUCUUUAAGGUUAUCUAAGAUAGGAAAUUAUAUGAUUAUUAUCAGUGUAGAAACAUUUUUUUAAUUACAACUGGCAACUAUAUAUAAUAAGGUUGACAUGUUUUGACAGAAACUGAUAGCUAUAAUAUACAGAGAUCUCCAUUAAAAAUUCAACACAGACUAUGUGUAUUUGUUAACAGGUUUUCUGAAAUAGGUUAUUUGAAAGCUAUCACUCCUUCCCAAUGGGAUGUUAAGUUUAUGGCUGCUGUAUGUACUGUGUCCAGAUAUUUGAUUCCUGGGUGAUGGAAACCACUCCACCAGUGAGUAAGCAAAUUCUAGGCAAAUUUUGGUUUUCCAUAUGGGAGAAAAUAUUCAAAGUAUUCACAUCCAGUGUGCUGAUGUAAGAUGCUCUAUGCUCUUACACACACUGUGGCUAUAUCAACCAGACCAACGUUCUGGGUAAGACCAACAUUCCGUUCAGGAACUGCUUCAUUGCGUGUCAGUAGUCAGUGUAAAUAGAAGUGCAAAUAGAGUUGCAUACACACCAUAGUGCUAGGGCCUAAGGAGUACACAUUUUAAUGAGAGGCCCACACUUAGAUCAAAAUGGGCUACUGGCAACAUUGAGCUGCUAGUAUUUAUGCUUCACCUGAACAACAUCCUGUACUUAAAUCCUCAAAAUAGGAUCCAGGAUGCAGCUAUGGUCUUUGUAGAUUAAACUCUUAGGCCCAAACUCAUAUGCCACUGCUAUGGUUUCCACCGGCCAGUGUGAUUAUACAUUGCUUAGAAAAAGAGUCACCUAUAUAAAAUGUAACAACAACUAGCUGGUUAAUGCAAGCAUGCAAGCCAUUGUACCAAGAAAACGUAGAUAUGACUGUGUACUGCUCCUUACAGUUUCAUGCAAGUUAAUUUGUUCAUUGCUAGUUAUUAAUAAAAACAGAU